Dicentrarchus labrax (European seabass) is the source of this 3138-nucleotide messenger RNA. RefSeq names its product solute carrier family 2 member 10 (gene slc2a10). The transcript is spliced from 6 exons. Lineage: Eukaryota; Metazoa; Chordata; Actinopteri; Moronidae. Gene Ontology annotation, biological process: transmembrane transport. The coding region runs from base 564 to 2198 and encodes 544 amino acids. Gene Ontology annotation, cellular component: membrane. Gene Ontology annotation, molecular function: transmembrane transporter activity. The record is from RefSeq and is a predicted model, not a curated record.
UCAAAAUGGUUGCUGUGAAAAAGGUCUAUUGUGGGUACUGCUCAGUCUUUCUGUAUCAGUCCUUCAGUCUCUUGUGAUCCGCAGUAAAUGAAAUGUUCAGCCGUGCUGUCGGUGGCUGUGGCCGGUGUGCGGAGCCUCUCUUCCCGGUGCAGUUGGACAGUUGUCGACCUCUGGCGUCAAAACUUCGCCAACAAGUUUCCCAUCUUGCAAUUUGACACUGCGGUCUGCCACGUAGAUCCAACUUCCUGAAGACCCUGAAGUUUCCCAGGAGCGUCUCUGGCUGCAUAACCCGUUCUCCGGAGGUCUCUCAGCCGGUAGCGUCCACAGCGGGGUCCGGUGGGCUCUCCGUGAACACAGCGGGGUGGAGGACGUCUUCCUGUCCCGUUUAACAACAGCUUACAUUCCUGGACGGACAGACGGUGAAUAACGGCUCUGUCGUCCGUAAUGCAAACUGCUCUGGGAUCUGUGAACGGGCUCUAAAGACAACCAGGACGUCUUCUGAGAAAUGAAUCCAGACAUGAUGCACAAUUUGACUGAAAUGUUCACGUAACAGGACAGAAGCAAUGGGUCGCUCCGUCCUGCUGUUGGCCAUUGUGGUGUCCACCCUGGGUGGCCUGGUCUUUGGUUAUGAGUUGGGCAUCAUCUCAGGUGCUUUGCUGCAGCUCAAGGCAGAGUUCAGACUGUCAUGUGUCCAACAGGAGGCUCUGGUCAGCUCUUUAUUGAUAGGAGCUCUGCUGGCUUCCGUCAUUGGCGGCUGCCUCAUCGACCAUCAGGGCCGCAGGAACUCCAUCCUCCUCAGCAACGUCAUGAUUCUGACCGGCAGCCUGGUCUUACUCAUCAGCUCCUAUUCUGCAUUGGUGGUGGGAAGGAUGGCAGUGGGCUUCGCCAUGUGUAUAUCCUCCAUGUCCUGCUGCAUCUUUGUAUCUGAGAUGGUUACCCCCGAUCGCAGGGGCUUCCUGGUAACACUGUACGAAGCUGGGAUCACUGUGGGCAUCCUGGCAGCUUAUGCCAUAAAUUACCUCCUGUCUGACUCUGAAAGAGGGUGGAAGUGGAUGUUUGGAUUAGCCAUUGGGCCGACUUUAAUUCAGCUGGUCUCUAUCUGGUUUCUUCCAUCUAGCACUAAGGAAUCUUUAAGCCAAAGACAUUGCUUUCAAGCUGAAAGAGACAUUAUGAGCACCAUCGAAAUCCAAGAAGCAGAUGACUCAAAAGUCAGCUCCAGCAUAGAAAACAAGAAGGUUCAGUAUAGCAUUAUGUACCUUUUCCAGCGUAAGGACAACAUGAGAACCCGGACUGUCAUUGGCCUUGGUCUGGUGCUCUUUCAGCAGUUCACAGGCCAACCCAAUGUUCUCUUCUACGCCUCCACCAUCUUCCACUCGGUGGGGUUUCAGAGCAAUGCCUCUGCGGUGCUGGCGUCUGUGGGCUUGGGGUUCGUCAAAGUGAUCGCUACCUUGACCUCCAUGGUGUUUUCAGACAGGGUGGGCAGGAGGCCUCUGCUCAUCAGUGGAUGCUCUGUUAUGGCGCUGUGUCUGAUAACCAUCGGACUCCUCAGUGGACAUUCGUUGACGAAUGCUAAGAGGCCUUGUGAUUCCGAAGACUUCAGCGUUAACAGAACAGAUGUACCUCAUUUAACUGUUGGUGAUCGGUCGGUUUUUGAUUUAACUUUCCAUGAUAGCCAAAGACUCCUUAAUAACCACACACCAGGUGAAGAUGUAGUACGUGAUCAAGUUAGACAAAGACCACUGAACACUUCUCUGGCAUCUUCUACUGGCGUCCAUGGCACAAUUGUGAACUGGAUCAUUCUUGUGUGUAUGAUGGCUGUGGUCAGUGCAUACUCCGUUGGAUUUGGACCAAUGACCUGGCUUCUCCUCAGUGAAAUAUUUCCAGCUGCUAUCAGAGGAAGGGCAUUCGCAUUCACCAACUGCUUCAACUGGGCUGCCAACUUGCUGGUCACAUUCACUUUCUUGAAUUUCAUCGAUUCGAUCGGUCUGUCGGGGAUAUUUCUUCUGUAUGGGAUGAGCGCUGUAGGAGCUGGAGUUUUCUUCUACUUCAUGCUACCAGAGACCAAAGGGAAGACUCUAGAGGAGAUAGACAAGGAGCUGCGUGUAAACAGGUUUUACCACAGUGAGGAGUGCUGUGGCUGGAGAAACACUUCCCAGCAGUACCAGAGAGUGCACUGUCAUGUUAGCACCUCAGGGUGACAUUACCAUACUGACAGGCAUCACUUAAGUGUUUGGUACACUUGCUAUAUAAAUAUAUGCGUGGUAUGUUUGUGAAACAUGUAAAUAGUGUGUUCUCUAGGUUUUUCUGUGUGAUCAUGUGUGUUGCUCUCAAACUGACACUGUGUUAGGCAUUUAAAAUUUUUUAGAACAUAGACCAGUGGUUGUCCACCUGGUGGUUUGGUCUCCCACUAGAGGUCACCAAAGCUUCACAGGGUGUCGCGAGAUCUUCUUGAUUUUAAGAGGUGUAAAAAAAAAAAAAAACUUGAAAAAUAUAUAUAGUAGGCCUGUUUCUCAGCAUUUGUGAAGAAAACUAAAUGUAACUGUUAUUUAUAAAGUUUAGAUUAUGAUUUAAGAUUAGACUUUGGAGAUAUGAACUCAGCUUCAUCCUGCAUUAGAAAAGUUCAAACAACCAAAGAGCUGAUAGAACAAUGAGAAGAAAACACUGAAUCUGUCAAAAAAGAAGCCUAUGAAGGAAGUAUAAGUAUGUUGUACUGUAUGUCAUCAAAUCAAUCAUCUCUGAUGCAACAUUCACAGAAUAUAAUCUCUCUGGCCCCAGGCUAGGUAAUAUGAAGAAACACUAUGUCGGCAAAUCUACCACAUGAGCACACUAUAAAUUAAAUUAGAUUAGAUUAUGUAAUCCUGCAGGACCAAAGGUACCAGAGUACACACAUUCCUUACUCAAGUAGAAGACUCAGUAAAAGUAGAAGCACUGACUCAACUUCUUUACUAUGUUCCAUCUUGUUAGGUCUUUUAUGUUGUUUUGGUCCUGUCUGGUUUGCAUGAUAUGGACUAUGAGCUAAGACUGUUCAUGGGAACUAUGUGUCAACAUUGAGAGGAUGCCCAAACCCAUAGUCUAAACCCUGAAGAUAUGUACGUUUGUGUACUGUACAAUUGUAAAUAAAAGAAGUUCCAAAAUCAA